AUGGGUGGCAUCAUCUCGCGGCUGCGUCAGAGCAACGACUCUGACUAUGAAAAGAUCCUGUCGGACCUCGACAGCAAUAUCAGGAAGGCAGAGAUGCGACUCUCGAUCGUUAACCUUCGGGAGAAGCGCAUGAUGGGUCUCUGGCUCAUCUACUCUGUGCUCAGCUGGAUUGGAUACACUGCAGUCUUUGGCCUCUAUCUCCAUCAGCAGUACUACGAUGAUCCCCAGAAAUGGGCACUUGCCUUUGCUGUCGUCGCUCUCGGAAUCCCCGUCAUUUACUCUGGACGCUCGGCAAUUUCUGUCUGGUACAAGCGCUCAAAGACCACCGAAGAGUCGCAACUGAGCCUUUUGCGCGCUGACCAAAGGCUCAAGGUCGAGGAGCUCAAGAAGAAGACUGCCUACUACUCAACAAAGACCCUUCUGGAACGAUACGACCCGUCAUCUCAGCAACAGCGGUCCAACGGCGCUAGACCUUCAGGACCUGACGGCCGAUCCAACCCAGCACAGCAAAACGGACAGCCCAGACCUCAACAGCCCAACAUGUUGGAUCCCGGACUGAGACAGCGCCAGGGACAGGGUGUCAUGAAUGGACCAAUGAACCCAGCUCUCCAGGGUCGCCCUGUGGGUGUAUCAUCAGGAAUGCAACCUCAACCUCCUCACAUGGGUCAAGGACCUCAAGGUCACACUAACGGACCCCGUGCCCCACAACAGACGCCCUUCGGACCUGGACACCCCAACAAUGCCAUGUCGCCACCAUACGGAUAUCCUAGCAAUGAAAGGCACUGGUACGACAAGAUUGUGGAUGUGAUUGUUGGCGAGGAGGGACCCGAUACCAAGUAUGCACUCAUCUGUGGACAGUGCUUUGCUCACAACGGACUUGCCCUUCCCCAGGAGAUUGAAGACAUCCAAUAUGUGUGUCCAAAGUGCAACUUUUUCAACCCUUCGCGCAGAAGAACACGCCUGGCUGCUGCAGGAAUUGGCUCAUCACCCAAGCCAGACUCCACCUUUCUUCGUGCCGUGGAGAAGCCAUUGCCCUUUUCCAGAGAGCCUUCGCCCGCACCUUCAAUGGACCGAUCACCUCGCUCUGACGACCAGCAUCAACAUCAUCAGCAUCAUCAUCACCACAACGGACCUGGGCUCUCAGAAGGUACUAGCCCCGAACCUGUUUCAGACCAUGUCCCUACUGGAGAGCGCUCUUCGGAGUCGGAUGAUAUCGAGUUUGUCAACAACUGGCAUGACAGCGAUGCUGAGGGGGUUCACCAUGAUGAGGAGAGUGAGGACGAGGAUAGGGAUAGUGCACAGGGAUACGUUGUCGGUUCUGAGGACGUUGUAGAGUCCAAGCCCGCCAAGUCUGCAAGCAAGACGAAAACAGGAGGAAAGAAGAAAUCUAAUCAUGCAUGA
Molecule: messenger RNA, 1401 nt
Organism: Linnemannia hyalina
Lineage: Eukaryota; Fungi; Mortierellomycota; Mortierellomycetes; Mortierellales; Mortierellaceae
Source: the annotation of a GenBank genome assembly